Molecule: messenger RNA, 1254 nt
Organism: Entrophospora candida
Lineage: Eukaryota; Fungi; Glomeromycota; Glomeromycetes; Entrophosporales; Entrophosporaceae
Source: the annotation of a GenBank genome assembly
AUGGAUCCUGAAACAUCAUCAUAUAUUAAUAAAGCACAACUUGGUGAUGACGAGGUUCACCUCAUAUUAAGUCCUCCUUGUAAGCUCCAUUCACAACUCGGUGAAUUUAUUUCGCCAAAUCCUAAUAAUGUUGAUUCUAUAAACAUCCGGAGAGCUCCAAACGCUUUUUUCCUAUAUCGCAAAAAUUUUAUUGCAGAACAUAAUACUCCUAGGAAUAAAAAAGAUGGGAGAGCUCUUUCAAAGGAAGCUGGUGUUUCCUGGAAGAAUGAAUCGGACAAAGUAAAAGGUUACUUUAAAGUAUUAGCAAAAGUAGCUUUCCAAAAACAUAAAAUAGCUUAUGAAAAUAGAAAAAAUCAUAUUUUUAUUCCUCAACAACCAGGACCACAACAAAACUCAAUAGAUAAUGAUAAUAACGAUUCUGUGGUUUCAUCAUCACACUAUCCACAUUCUACUUGUCGUUACACGAACGAUAAUACGACCUCGUCUUAUCAACAACUAGAAAUGCAACAAGAUAAUCUUCAUAAAAACGACAAUACCGAUUAUGAAGUUCCAUCAUCAUCUAGUCAAUAUUAUUCUAUUUCUUCUUAUACAAAUUUUAUGAAUCAACAACUAGAACUACAAUUACAACAAAAAGAUAGCCUUCAUCAAAAAAACAAUAACAAUGGUGUAGUUUCAUCAUCAUCUUGUCAAUGCUCUACUUUUUCUUGCACAAAUGACAAUGAAACCUCGCUUCUUUUUGUGGCUCAACAACCAGAAUUACAGCAAAAACAAAAAGAAAAUAAUAACGACUGUGCAGCUUCUUCAUCACCUCAUCCAUUUUCUUGCAGAAGUGACAAUACAAGCUCGUCUCAUUUUAUGAUUCAACAACUACAACAAAAAGAUAAUUUUUGCAAAAACAAUAAUAGCGAUGAACCACAACAAAAAUAUAAUUUCUGUAAAAGCAAUAACAACGAUUGUGCAGUUUCAUCAUCACCUUAUCUACAUUCUACUUCGUUCGAUUUUAAUAUUAAUGCUGAUUGGGAUGAUGCAUUUAUUGACUGCUCCCAAUUUUAUGAUGAUACUGAUUGGGAUAUAAAAGAGUUAUUUGUUUGCAACCCUUAUAAUAUUUCUUCGUCUCUAUUAUCUUCAUUGAGCCAUUUUAUUGCAGCAGUCACAAAUACAAGUCUAAUGAUAUAUUUUGGUAAGUUACAAUUAAAUUUGAGUGCACAGGAGGUUGAGGAAUGGCUUUAUAUAGAAAUACUACCGCCCAUAAAA